Aegilops tauschii subsp. strangulata is the source of this 767-nucleotide messenger RNA. RefSeq lists its product as uncharacterized. Lineage: Eukaryota; Viridiplantae; Streptophyta; Magnoliopsida; Poales; Poaceae. The record is from RefSeq and is a predicted model, not a curated record.
UAACGCGCCAGCGACCAUGCCGCCGCCGCCGUCCGCCCUCACCGCCUCCGCCGCGGCGUCCUCCUUCCUCCGCUCGCUGCCCCCUCCCAACCUCUCCGCCCUCCGGCCUUCCCCAUCGCUCAAACGCUCAGCAGGCCACUCCCGCGUGGUCGCGCGGGCCUCUGCGUCCGGCGCCGCCGCCGAGGCCGAGACGGUGUUCUUCGAUGGCGGCGCGCACUACGGCGACCUGGCGGCGAACCUCGUCCUCGGGCUGACCCUGCUGUGGCUGCCGCUGACCCUCGCCUCCGUGUCCCGCGCGCUCCUCCUCCGGUACCGCUUCACCUCCCGCCGCGUGACCGUCAUCUCCGGGCUCUCCGGCGACGACCGCACGGACUUCCCCUACUCGUCGGUGAGGGAGGUGGUGGUCGUGCCGCGGUUCAUCGGCGAGUGGGGCGACAUCGUCAUCACGCUCAAGGACGGCACCAAGGUCGACCUCAGGAGCGUGCCCAGGUUCCGCGAGGUCGCCGACUACUGCCGCAAGAUGGCCGCCGCCGAGGGCGGGCUCGGGACCCGGUGAAGGCGGCGAGGAAUGUGCCGUGUUCAGCUGUGCAGAGAUUUUCUUCUUUCUUGCUCGCUUGUUUGUCUGUUGUAAGUCGUGAUGUGAAGACUGAAAAUUCUGACGAAAGCUCGAUCAGUAAUAUGAGCUGGUGUUCAUCUUGCUACUGUAAUUUUCAGAUCAUCCUUGCUACUGUAAUUACUACAACUGCAAGUAUCGUUUUCUGGAGAUA